This is a messenger RNA of Fukomys damarensis (Damara mole-rat), 2442 nucleotides long. Its product is annotated as histone H2A type 1. The transcript is spliced from 2 exons. The record is from RefSeq and is a predicted model, not a curated record. Gene Ontology annotation, molecular function: structural constituent of chromatin; DNA binding; protein heterodimerization activity. NCBI's taxonomy places the organism in Eukaryota, Metazoa, Chordata, Mammalia, Rodentia, Bathyergidae. Bases 53 to 445 code for a protein of 130 amino acids. Gene Ontology annotation, cellular component: nucleosome.
GCUUUCUUGUAAACCUUGUCCGUGUCGUGUAGAGUCUUUUACUGGGUUUGAGAUGUCUGGACGCGGCAAACAGGGAGGUAAAGCUCGCGCCAAAGCUAAAUCUCGCUCUUCCCGAGCCGGGCUGCAGUUCCCCGUGGGCCGCGUGCACCGCCUGCUCCGCAAGGGCAACUACGCCGAGCGCGUGGGCGCCGGCGCCCCCGUGUAUUUGGCGGCCGUGCUGGAGUACCUGACGGCCGAGAUCCUGGAGCUGGCGGGCAACGCGGCGCGCGACAACAAGAAGACGCGCAUCAUCCCGCGCCACCUGCAGCUGGCCAUCCGCAACGACGAGGAGCUCAACAAGCUGCUGGGCAAGGUGACGAUCGCGCAGGGCGGCGUGCUGCCCAACAUCCAGGCCGUGCUGCUGCCCAAGAAGACCGAGAGCCACCACAAGGCCAAGGGCAAGUGAUUUGAUAGGCAUCUGAACUUCCGGAAACUACAGUAAACCCAAAGGCUCUUUUCAGAGCCCCCACCCAUUCAAAUGAGGAGCUAAAAACACUCAGUAGUACCAAGCAGAAUCUGAUUCCUGUGGAUACAUCUUUCCAGAUGCCCUGUGUUCUUGUGGCAACCUCUACUUCCCCACCUUGCCCCAGCAGCCAUUCUGAAAAGGAAAAUCUUUGAGAAUCUUGGCACUUGGUGAAGGCAAGAAAAACCAGGAACCACCUUGACAAACACAUAUUAGAAUUCUGAGGCAUUUUUUAAACAACGUGAUUGUAAAGUCUGAGCUGAGAAUCAUCAGACUGGGGGGAAGCCUGGCUUCAAAGUGUCCUCCUAGUCUGGGUCAUCUGUGAGGACCAUGUUCUUUCAGCCUAGCAUUUCACGUAUGUGGAAGAACUUGGGGGUUUUAGGUCAAAAUUACUUCAUAUGAGGCUUGGGAUCCUUUUCAUUUACUUGCCAAUCUGCCCCUCAGUUCUCACACUCCCUAGUUGUGUGGCCUGGGCCUAGUUAGUUACUUCACUUCUCUCUGCUGCCAUCCCUUGUAUCUUUAGUCACCUUGCUAUGAGAAAAACCCAGUUAAGCAGUGUGGGUUUAGAAAUCAGAACAGGCUGCUCAAGAGAGAUGGUGUGUUGCAUGUUUACUGUGUAAGACACGGUUCUGUGUGUUUCCAGCAUAUGGAUUCAUUUCAUCUAUUUUAGAGGUGGGUUCUAUCCCUAUAACAGAUUUAAUGGUGAGGAAACAGAAACAGUUAAAAGAUUUAAGUCCCAAUAUCAGGAAUGUAGAUUUUAUGCUGGUGAUUAUUUCGUAAUCAUUCCUCCCUUUGAAAGGAAAGUCAGAAAAAUGGAAACAAAAACAAUAAAAUCAAUAUGCAGUGUGUGAACUUUAUCCACAUACUAGAAAGUUUCUGAUGCCAUACUAAACUCUUAAGAGUUUAAGGUAAGGAGGGUUGAUUUGCCCCAGAUCUACAUAAAGAGGUAAAUCUUUACAAAGCAUUAGCACAGUGAAACAAGGAAGAAAAAAACAGGCCAAUAGCUGCUUGAUUUAGGUGUGGUAAAUGAAACAAAGCAACUUGGUAUGGUAGGAGAUGGCUUUCUAAGGUCUAUAGACUUGAUAAACUGACUUAUUAUGCUAAAUAAGGAAAAGAGAUUGGGAAGACUAGGUUUGAAUUCUCCUCUGGACUCCAAUAACAAAACUUUUUAUUUGAUUAGUAUUGAAUGAUAACAUUUAGUAGUGAAUGAUACUUUGCUCACCAGAAUGUUUUAAUAUUGGCAAAACCUCCAUAAAGUAAAGGACCCCAUCUUGUUAAAUUGUAGAUAAUCAGCAUAGAUCCUCUUCCACCUUAAUUAAUACAGGGACACUGAGUAAAUGUUGAGCUCUGUGAAUCCCUGGCUAGGCAGUCAGGAAGCCCUUUGUCCUACAAAGUCAGCUUCUCACCAGGAAGACAUUAAAUACACAUCAGACUUAAGCUGCCAAAAAAACACAUUUGUUUUCCAAUAGAAAGUGCCUUCUAAUUAUUUUGCAUUGAGGAGCUCUUUGGGGUGCUUCAAAGAAACACAAAAUGCCAGUUCAUCACUUAUUACCUAAGGGGAACAGUAAGAUCCUUCCCUCAAGCAAAGGACACCCCUCACAGCUAUGUCCUAAUUCCCCAUUUCCAACAAACUUCUUUACUUUGUAGUUUGAAAUGUCACUAUUUCUACCUGAAAGCCCUGGUUACUUCAGGAGGAAAUUCUCUAGUUGACAACAAACUCUGCAUAGUUUCAGAUGGAUUCCAGCCCUUGACCUGGUCUCCAUCCAGCUUCCCUCAAGGGUCCUGUGGAAACUAAUUUGGGCCAAGUUCGUGAGAAUGCUAUACACGGGACUCCCAGUUGCUGAAGGUACCUAACACCAGAGACAAAUGUUCAUCUCAGAUUUACCUGAGCUUUAAGGGUGUAUAGAAUCACCUGGGUGCAUAAGUUACUGCAUCCUAAA